Messenger RNA from Pogonomyrmex barbatus (red harvester ant), 1427 nucleotides. Its product is annotated as odorant receptor 30a. Gene Ontology annotation, molecular function: olfactory receptor activity; odorant binding. The record is from RefSeq and is a predicted model, not a curated record. NCBI's taxonomy places the organism in Eukaryota, Metazoa, Arthropoda, Insecta, Hymenoptera, Formicidae. Gene Ontology annotation, cellular component: plasma membrane. Gene Ontology annotation, biological process: detection of chemical stimulus involved in sensory perception of smell; sensory perception of smell.
AUGGUACCUAAUCAUGAUUCGUUCGCAAGUGUCAUCCGCGUGAACGUCGCGUUGUUGAGACUCUCCGGCAUAGCGUCUUACAAAAACGGAAGUAUCCAGCUUGAGGACCGAUCGAGCUCGCGGAACGUUCUCAGCGCGAUCGCGUACGGUUGCCUAUUCGCAUACGCGGGUCUGUACACGUACGAAUUCGCUUUGAGGACCGUCCAUCUCGACACCUGGAUGGAAUCGUUCGCAAUGAUACUCUCCCUCGUGGGCGGGCAGGCACGAUUCACGAUUCUCCUUCUGUUUCGGAGUAGAUUUCAGCGAUUACUAAUGAUCUGCGAAAAACUCUGGUCGGCGUUGAACGUGGCCGAGAGGAAGUACGUUCGCGAUUACGUAAAAAUGACGAGACACUUGACCUACUACUAUCUAUUCGGAUGCGCGUUCACAAUCUUCUUUUACGCCGUGGCGAGUCUCUUCAUGGGACACCACGACGAUUCGUCGAACGCAACGGUGAGAACGCUACCGUAUGCCUGUCCGGUGGCAGUCGAUCGGACGCCCUAUUAUGAAAUAAUGUAUAUCGCCCAAUUGUUCAGUAUGACGAAUGUCGGUCUCACCUGCGCCGCUGCCGACACGGUCGGACCGGUACUUAUCUUAACCGUUUGUGGCCACUUUAAGGUUCUUAAUACGCGACUUUUACAUUUGAGAGAUCGCGACCGGGUAUAUUCGCAGGUCGUUUCCGAAGAAUCGCAAUCGACUCCUACGGAAUCGCUCGAGAUGACAAUGCUGGAGGAAAAACGUAACGUGGCGAAAAAUCUUAAUUUGAUAAAAUCUGAUCUCGAGGCCUGCGUGUACUACCAUCAGACCAUGCUCGAACUUUGCAAGGAAGUGGAAAGGCUAACCACCAGCAUCUUUCUAACGCAACUACUCGGCAGUACAUACAACGUGUCUCUCGUGGGAUUUAAAUUAGCAGGGGAUGAUCCUGAUAAAUUUAAAUAUACAACACAACUGUCGAUUGCAAUGAUUCAACUAUUUUUGUGUAAUUGGCCGGCAAAUGUCCUUCUCGUCGAGAGUGCAGACGUAGCAAGAGCGAUAUAUUUCAUGCCGUGGUAUCGUUUCUCACAUCAAAUAAAAAGAUCUUUAAAUAUUAUCACAAUGAGAUCUCAGAAACCAACGCAGCUAACUGCCGGCUACAUCAUACCGUUAUCCUUACAAACAUUCGCAUCUAUGGUUUCAUCCGCGGCAUCCUUUUUCACCAUGAUACGCGGUAUGAAUUGACGAAAUUGACAACGUUUAUCGAUGUUAGAGCAAAGUGUGUGUACAUUUUUACGUACAUUUUUAAGUAGAACAUAUGUGAUUAUUAAUAUUUAUGAUUGUUGUAACAUUGUGUAACAUUGUGUAACAUUAUUGUGUUGACACAUGGAUCGAAUGAGUAUAAAAAGUUCAUA